Biomphalaria glabrata is the source of this 5135-nucleotide messenger RNA. RefSeq lists its product as uncharacterized. Bases 178 to 2706 code for a protein of 842 amino acids. NCBI's taxonomy places the organism in Eukaryota, Metazoa, Mollusca, Gastropoda, Planorbidae. The transcript has 11 exons. Gene Ontology annotation, molecular function: protein binding. The record is from RefSeq and is a predicted model, not a curated record.
UGCGCAGUAACUGAUCUAGAUGUAGACAAGUUAUUCUAACUAAUAGAUCUAUAUUUAUAGAUCUAGAUCUCUAUAUCUAUAUUGUAGAUCUAUCAUCUAGAAGAUAGGCAUAGAGUCUACUAAUAAUCUAGAUCUAGACUAGGUCUAAUAUGGUGUAACUAAAGUGAAGAGCUCUCUAUGGAUCUGAGAAGUAUGUCUGUCACCGAUAUUAAAGUCACAAUGAAUGAUGAUGUCUCCAAAGUACACAACAAUCAGGACACUGGCUCACAUAAUGGACUCUGGCCUGUACCACCUUGUCUCAAAAUAUCCUGUGAUGAAAACAGCUGCCUCUGGCAUCGCUGCAUACUGAAAAUCCCACAACAUGUUAUCUGGCAUGCUGAAGUACGGAAAAUCACUUUGGACAAAAGAUCAGGCGAAUCAUUUGGCUUCACACCCAAAGCUAAACAACAUACUGAGGGCAAAGAUUUUUAUUAUCUUGUGAAAACUGUUGACCAGAAUGGACUUGCUGCCCAGUGUGGCCUAAGGACUGGAGACCUGAUACUAUCUGUCAAUCAGAUACCCAUUCAGUCACAAAACAAGUUGUCAGAAAUCAGCUUUAAAAAAAUGAACUCAGUCAAGUUGCAAAUACAGCGCCCGUAUGCCUUGUCUCAAACUGCCAACAAAUAUAUUGCUCAACUUUCCAAAUCUAUGGAGUUGAAUGUAGAUUUUCUUGAAUUCCCUGGUAUUCAACAGCCAAGAUCACCAGAAAGUCCCUCUACUCUAUUUUGGCAUGCACCCUCUGAUUAUGAAAACAUACCAUUGCCACCUGUAGUGCCUCGACGAGUUCCAAGAAUUAAUAUCCAUAAACUUCCUCAAGUCCGAAUGUUUGUUAUUGGUCAUGCCAUGAAAGAGUUUGUCCAUCAUAUGUUUGGUCUUGAUUUGCCUGCUGAGUCAAAGCCCUGCUGUCUUCAUUUAUCAAUGAAACGAUUUCGAGAUGGAUUUGUGACUUGUGGAAACAUUGAGUCUUUCUCCUAUUUGAUGACUGAGGGUUCUGAAGAGUGUAUCAACAUAGAGCUGUUUUGUGUUCCUGAAGACAGUUUCUUUCAUCUUUGUUGUAGCUGGAUGUUUACACCUCUCUCAGUGUUUGUUCUAACAUUUGACACCAACCGCCUGUCACAGUGCAGCAAUGUUGAACUUGUAAGACUGAAGAGCUUGGUCCAGACAGUUAAAGCUAAUACUUCUUGGGAAAAUAAAAAUGUAUAUGUGUAUGGUCUUUCUCAAGGUUCUGAGAUCAUAAGAAAGGAAGAGAUCCAAACACUGUUCUAUACAUUGCCAGAUAAAUACUUGCCCUUGCCUGUAGUUCUUUCGACAGCUAGCGACAAUUAUAAAGCUAUUUUACAGGCCAGAACAGAGCUUUACCAAGUACUAUCUCAAGUAACUAAACAACAGAAUGUUACCACUUCAACAAUCCUGGCAUUGGAUCUGUUAUUAUCUUUCGAGUCACUUACAAUAACCUUGGACCAGCUGGUAAAACUACUGGAAGAUCGAGAUCAAGAAAUGUCCAAACAUAAGCUGCAGACACUGCAAGACCUGACCGACACAGGGAAUCUAAUUGUGACAGGUGGCAAUAAUUGUGGAGUAGAGUACAUUCUUCCUGUCAAAUUGUUUACAAGUUUAUCAAAUUUGGCUAAAUGUAUGGAGACAUAUCGUACAUCAAUGGCUGAUCAAAAUAUGAACUGGAAGUUAUGUAUUACUGGAAUGGCCACAAGGUCGGAUCUAAUGGAUAUAGCAGCACAGUGCACCGACGACAGUCACAAAUUUGUUGCCUGCAUGGAAUUUUUAAGGUUGAUCAUACCCAUGAAACCGUGCGGAUCUUCACCUACAAGUGACUCUGGAUUUAAUGAUGAGAUGCAGAACUUAUUGUUUCCUUUGUUUCUGGAAGAUAUUCCAUUUGUGCCUCCCGAUGCUUAUAGCAAAUAUUUUACACUGGAAGCUUCAGAGGAUUUAUCAGUACCUUUCUUCUAUGACUUGAUCAGCACACUGAGUCAAAGUCAAGACUGUCAUACAUUUACUAUGGUCAGUCAGAUGACUGCACACUUUGAUAUAAAUGGAUUGGAGUUUUAUUUGAACUUUAUAAAGCCAGACAGACAGUUGGUUGUUUAUAGACCAAGAUCUGAUCAAGGUAUGAACAAGGCAUUAGCCAGAUUAAUUUUUGAAUUGUUGGAACAUCUUCAAACUCAAGUGAAGUUUGUACUUACAUAUGAAGAGCAGUCACCCUCACAGUUAGGCAGAGUUCUGAACCCUAGUGCAUCACCUUCAGUACUAAGCAGACAAGUUUCUAAUGAAAUGGACUACCAGCUUCUUGAGGUGGCUCAAGACAAAGUUCUGGAUAUGAGAGUGGCAAAUAUACGUUGCAUUGGACCUGACCUUCAGAGAAUUUACAGACAUCUUAGUAUUGAAAAUGGAUGGGAAAAAUUAGCAGGUCUCUUUGGUUUGACUGUGUCCGAUAUAAUGGUUUAUGAAUCUAUACGAAGUAAUCGACUACCAGCAGAAAACUUCUUGGUGAGCUACUUUCAUGAGACUGGCUGCACGCUUCGAACUUUUCUUAAAGCUCUACGAGAUCUAGCUUCAGAAAAUAACGAGUGCCAAGAACUGGCAGAACAUCUGUGGAACUCAGCCUUAUAUCACAAUAGUGACUUUUUUAGGCAUUAUGCCAACAGGCAAUAAUUCAAUGGAACGUCCUGAAUUGUUUACCUUUUGAUUUUAUCUGUAAAUAACUAUGUACAUACAGUCUAACACAAAGUUUUGACUAAUGGUCAUUACAUUGUCUUUGAGUUUGGAUUAGUCCUAAUCUUAAGUUUAAUCAACUGUUAGUUACCAUCCACCUGACCUAUUUACCCUGCACCUAUAGUCAAGGAAUUUAUUUCUUUGAUCCUAGGUUCUUGGUAUGUUUCCAUUUUACUAUUUUCUUUUCAAUUUGUGUACAUAGUGUCAUAUAUCUAUAAUUUGACUAUCAAUGGAAUCACAAAUGCUAACAUGGCUUUGGGAUAAAAAGAUCAAACUUGUUUUUUUGUUAUUAUUGUAUAACUUGUGAGUAUUUUGCAAUGUUUGACUGUGAUUAUGUUUACCACACUUUCAAAUAGUGGGCUGUUGAUUGUUUAAUGUCUAUAUUUAAUGAUAGAACAUAAACAUCAUUUGGAACUGUUCUUUCAAAUGUACAGUAAAUGUUACUUUUAUUCAGAUAGAUAAAGCUUAUAAACGUCUCAUUCUCAGGUAGACCUGUAGUUAAAUUUUCAAACCUCAAAAUGUAUCUCUAGCUUGUUUCUGGUAGUGCCAGUGUUUCUCUUUCAUUGGAAUGAAAUAAGCAUUAUUACUGUAUAGGCUGCUGUCACAUAUGACACCAUAGACUCUGUGAAGCUAAUAGGAGGAGCUACAUGAUGCAAUUGCACUAGUUCUUUAUAGAGUCAUUGAGAUCUGUAUGUGAAAAUGCCAGGUUUUGUCGUAUAGGUUUGUAACUUUUAGUUAGUUAGGAUUUUGUCUGCAGUUUAUUAAGUUAGUGACAUAGUUAUUUAGUAAUGAAAGCAGCACUCUACUAAAUCUGUAGACCUGAAUCUGUUUCAUAAGACGUUGAUAUAGCAAAACACAAAUGUGGCUAAUAAAGUUGUACCUGUAGUCAAAGUUCUUCAGCAAACAAAACAUUACCACUUAGCCUCAAUACUGGAAAGGUUUUGUAUUUAUAUAAAAAAAAAUGCAUUAAUUUAAUGUACAGGUUGGUUUAAAAAUGUUUCUCAUAUCUUGAUGUAGGUGAGCAUAAUAUGUCCAUUGUAAUAUAUAUAUAUAUAUAUAUUAUACUUUAAACCUUAUUAUCUUUGUACAUUUUCUGAUGAAAUUUAAAAAAAAAAAAUUAGGGGGGGGGGGGGGGGGUUAUGGGGAAAUCUAUUCAUCCUAAAAGAAAACUAAUUUACAAAACUUGUUUAUUUUUAUGUAAAUACAAGUGAGCCAAGUUGCUCCGCCACUGAACAAAGAGAGAUGUACAUGUUUAUGAUUUUAACAGAUAAUGAAAUAUCGUGAAACUUUGAAAAGUAUACUAUUUUAAACAUUAGCAUUUUGAAAGCAAUUCAUAAUUUAUACACUUAUUCACUUUUAAACCAUUUAGAUGUGGUUUUGAUCAAUUUAAUGUAAAGAUUUUUCCAUCAGGUACCAAAAGAAAUGUUUCUAUUUUAAAGACUUUCUUUCUAGUACAAUCAUUUAAAAACAAACCAUUAUCUGUGCUUGUAUUGAUACAAAUUGAUGUUUUCUAUAAAUAGUUAUUCCUUGCCUAUAUAAUUCAUUGUCUACUUUAUACAAAUUUUUUGUAUAGGAGGAGGGGGGUGCCAAUUACCAUUUAUUUCUUACUUUUAGUUUUACUGUGCACCUUUUAUAUUUUGUGCAGUUUAUGUUUUAUCCAUCACUGUUUAAUAGAAAAUGUUUUUAAUAUUAACAUGAAUAUAAUAUGACAUUCCUACUUGCCCUUAUACUACAAACUUGUUUUUUCAAUUUCCUGCGAUUCAUUCUAGCAGAAAGGGAGUUAACUAUAAGUCCUAGUUAUGUCUCAGUUGUUCUUUUUUUUUUGUUUAUGAAUUAUAAUAGAAAGCAGCUUUAUUCUCUCAAGGGACUGAACUCUCUUUCACUUGUAAGAACAAACUACAUACCGGUAUUGUAGACAGUUUCUUAAUUCCUAGCACUGUGCUGUCUUGUCUAAAUGAGGUGGCCAUAAUGGAAAGAAGCACUAACCUAUGUUUAGUUUAGAUCUAUUGGCAUUCAAUUAAAUUCAUAAAUUUGCAUGAAAAAAAAAAGUACCUAUCUUCCUGGUUUGUAAGUACUUGCUUCUGUGCAGUCAUCCAAUUGUAACUGUACUCAAAAUGAGGACAGAUGCAUUGACCAGGUUAUUGACAUUAUUGUUUCAGUUUUGUAUAAUCAUAAAUCUAUAUAUCUUUUAUACAGAAUUAGAAUGUCUAUACAGGUGUGCAUAAUUCUCUCUUAAUAUAUAUAUAUUGUUCUCAAAUUAUGCAUAUCUAUGUACAUAAUCGAUGUAAAUGUAUAUUACAAUGUAUAUUACAAUAAAAAUAUUUAAUCAAUGUAAAUGUAUAUUACAAUAAAAAUAUUUAAUCAUCCUU